CUGCACGGCGCCACCUGAGGAGCAGCCCCACAGGUGGUCUCUGUGGCCUUCCUCCCUCUCUCACGUGGGAGCGGAGCGUGUGAUUUGCAGCCCCUGGGGGUGGGUUUCACCUCAGGAUCCAAGAGAGCUUCCUGCUGGAGCCUGGCGUGGGCCUGCCUGACACUGCGGGGAGUGUGCAGGGGUCCCCGGCAUCCAGAAUCUGGGUCGGUAGGACUUGGUGUCCAUGGCGCCUUGCCUGGGCUCUCCCACGUGCUUAGGAGCAGUAGGAAGUGCGGGGCCGGUGUGGAGAGGACCUCAGGAUGUGGGGAGGGAGGAGCCUCCCGCAGAGGAGCCAGCUCUGGAUUUGAGGGGGGCCGUGGGGGGGAGAGAGGGCAGGACACCCCAGGCGGGGCCUUGCGUUGGAGAGCCCCUGAGCCCCGGCAGGGUUGGGAGGGGAUUAGGGGCAAUGGAAGGUGGGCUCCCUCCCGCCCCUCUGAGCCGUGCAUCUAUCACCUCGCGUCCCUGAACCCAGGAUGGCCCUCCCCACCCCCAUCCCUGCCCGCAGUCCUGGAUGGCAAGGACCCCGCAUCGCCAGCCAGAGGCAGUCUGGUGGGGGCUGUGAGCCCAGCUGCCGUGGGCAACACCCGGGGCCACGCAGACUCACCGGGAGCGGGGCCUCGGCACGUGCCCCGUGCGGCUGGCAGCUUCUCUGAGGUGGGCCAGGCACCAGGUGCUGGUGACGGGGAGGGUCUCUGUCCCCCGGGAAUGGGCUCAGUCCCAGGCCGGACAGGCAGCCCGGGACAGAGUGUGAGUGGUGGCCAGCCUUCCUGUCCCCGUGGGGACAUCGAAGAAGGGGCCUGGGAUCCCCACAGCCCCGGGUUCAGGACCGGGAGUUGGGGAACCCCGAGCUCAGAUCUCAGUGCCGCCCGCACGCACCAUGUGACCUGGACCAGUCCAGAUGCGGCUCCCGCCGUGCUCCCGGCUGAGGGCGCAUGUGUGGCCCACCGGGCGGGAGGGCUGAGCACCGACAGCCUGAGUGUCCCCGCUGAUGCCUGUGCUCUCUGGGUGGCCCGUCCUUGUGAGCCGCACAGACCUGCACGCCCCCCCCCCCACCCCCUCGGGCAGCACCGUGAACUGUUUCCUUCCUGGGUCGGAUCCCAGACGGGCUGGGCCCACACUCCAUCCUGGGCCUGAGGCUCAGCGAGGGCCCUCCCGGCUUCGGCCCCAUUCCCGGCUGCUCCCAGCUGCCCCCAGGCUGCCGCCCCCUCAGCAGGGGUCCCCUUGGGCUCUUCCAGCUGCUGUGCUGAAGGCACCGUGUCAAGGUCACCGUGACACGAGGGCUGAAUCCAGCAGCCACUUCUGCCGCGUCUCGUGGGCGUCCACCUCCGUCUCCACCCUCUGGGCCGGCCUCUCCCUGAGCCUGGAGGCCCGGAGGUUUGCCUGUCCCCAGCCGGCCCUCCCCGAGGCUCUCCGGCCCUGGCCGCAAGCGCAUCUGAGGGCUCAUGACCCCACAGUUAUUUUUACAUCUCCAGACGCCCACGUCCAGCCACCUGCGUGUGCGGUGUCCGAUGGGCCUCUCCAGCUCACGUGUCCAGGACGGCGUGGCCCAAGCCCCGCCCCCGCAGCCCCCCCCCGGGGCCCCCCCCCCCCCCCCCCCCCCCGCAAUCCAGUGUGAUGGCUGCUCUUCCUGCCCACGGAGAAGUCCUGUGGGGAAGGUCCCGUCAGGCUGUCAUCAUGGUUAAUGCAGAGCCUGACCCUGGCCCCCUCUCCCCGCCCAGCCUGGGCCAAUAGCACCUCUUGCCUGACCAGCCGCAGGAGCCUGGAGGCUUCUGCUCUCACCCCAGGCGUCUUCUCUGGGCGCAGCCAGGCUGAGCCUCCUUGCCUACAGCCCCCAGGGCUCACCAGGCCCUCCUGACCAGCAGACAGCGUGGACCACUCUUCCCUCCCUCUCCUGCCCGCAGGCCCUCUGGGUUCCUACCUCUGGGCCUUUGCACUGGCUGUUCCCUGUAGCACAGCACCGAUCCCUGCAGGGCUGCUGCACUGGCUCCUUGCAUCACUUGGGAGUCAUUUUUGUUGUGCCCUCUGAGAGAGUCUCGGCCCCGCGUUGGGGCCCCCGCAGCCACUGCCAUCCCCUCAACAGUACUUCCCAUGGUGGCCCCCUUUGACCCUGUCCCCUCUUGGGUGUCAGCUCUGUGAGGGCUGGGCUCUGUCCCCCGGGUCCCCCGUCUGCUCACAAGCACAAUGAACUGGGCCGAGGGCUUCUGGGGAGACGCACCAGCCUGUGGCGCAGGGUGGGAGGUGUGGGAAGGCUCUGAGGGGUCCCGGCAAGGCGGAAGUUGCUGGAGGACAGGGGCGGACUCAGGGGCGAGCCAUCUUCCCCAGUGCCGAGUGAUGCUGUGGGGCUGUCCCAGGCCCACGCUGAGGUCCCCUGCCAGGCCACCCUGAGCUCGCCGGCAGGGUGGUGAGGCUGUGUUAACACCUGGCCUGGGCCCGGUGGGUGGCGUCCAUCCCGCAGACGGAAAGGGGGGCUCUGAGCGCUGGGGGUGGGUCGACAGUCGUGGACGGGGUCAGCCAGCCUCCCACCCCGGAAGCCGUGCACAGGGAGGGGCCCGGCGGCCACAGCAGUCACGUGGAGGUGUGCGUGUAAGUGUGUGCGUGCGUGGAUGUCUGUGUGUGUUGUGUGGCUGAGUGCACGUGUGUGUGUGCCUGUCAGCCCUCGGUGCCUUGGUUUACCUCCUUGCCUCCUCUGCCUCCUAUCACCGUGAUGGCCCCACGUGCUCCAGGGAGCCGCCCGCUGCCCCGGGCCAUGCCCUCUCUGGGCUCGUGGACGGCUCUGCCUCCCGCGCCUGGAGCCACGUCACAGACACCCUUCAGCCCUCCUGCUGUGAACAGGGCGCACCCGGCCCGCGUGGACAGGAGCUGGAUAGAGGCCCUUCCAGUGGGUGGCCCAGCGUGCUCCCUGAGCGGCUGACCCGGAGGCCUCACCGCAGGACCCGUCCCUCUGGGCUUCCCGUGAGGGGCGCGGCUGUGGGGUGCCCCGUGGGGCUCUCUGGCGGGGGGGGGUGCGUUCCUCAGCCCUGUGUCUGCAGGGUGCAGGCAGUGUCAGUGCCCCCCCCCACCCCGGCCGACCCUGCUUUGUCACGGGCAGGAAGGGAGAAUUUCUGUUCCUCUGGUGCACUACCCCCCGGGGGCGGGCUUUAAAAAUAAGACCAACUCAUUGCCCUCAGGGACGUGGCGGGGAAGUGGCGGGGACGUGGUGGGAGCAGCUGCAGUCGCAGGGCCCCAUGGGCCGCAUAGUCACCGCGUCCACCCAGCCCCCUCCCCACGGUCCCAGCCGAGCUGCUGGGGGGCUCGGAGCACUGAGCAUGGGGUGGACCCGAGCUGCUCCGGCCGAGACCAGGCCGUGGCCGUGGCUGUGCCCGGCCUUUCCGUCCACGUUUAGAAACGCGAGCAGUGACUUGGAGGACGUCCCAGGUUCCUGGGCUGCAGAGACCCGCUCUCUCGUGGUCCCCGGGGCUGGAGGUCCAAAAUCAAGGUGUCGGCAGGGCCACGUUCCUCGCGGAAGGCCCUGGGGAGGCUCCCACCUGCCUCUUCCAGCUCCUGGAGGCUGAGGCGCUCCGCCUGCGGCCCCAUCACUCUGCGACGGUCCUCACGUGGCCUCCUCCUCUCUGCGUCUGUCCUCUGGCCUGUGCCUUGUGAGGACGCUCGCGGUUAGAUCUGGGCUCCCCCGGACGACCCGGGACCACCUCACCUGGAGGUCCUUAACUUGACCAAAAAGGUGGUGCUCCCACGCUCUGGGGUCAGGCGUGGACGCAUCUUCCGGGGCCUGAUCGGCCCCCGGCGGAUGGGCGAGGGUGCCCGCGGUUGUGUCCAUACGGGACGGGAUGGCGGCCGCUCAGCCCGGAGGAGAUUGGACAGGCUCGGGGACACGUGUGGCGCUCACACGCGGGCCCCCAAAACCCGUCCCAUGGGUGCGCAGGUCUGGGAUGGGGGCGCCCGCCCGGCCGCGGGAGGCAGCCGGAGGGCGUGGCCCUUGUAGCCGCCUCGACUCUAGCCCCGGAGUCGGCCGACCGCAGCCCCGAGCCACGGCGGGCCGCUUGUAGUAAAGUUGUAUCGGAACACGGCCACUCACUCGCGUGUUACUCUGUUGUCCUCACAGUCGGGCCGCCGCGACGGACCUUGUGUGGCCCAUGAAGCCAAACGGUUACUGUCUGGCUCUUUACAGGAAGGUGUGCUGACCCUGCUUGUGGCUAUAUUCCUGGGAGCAUAACUCCUAGAACAAAGGAGGUGACAGUCUCGCUCUGCCGUGCAGGUCGGGCCGGGCCUAAAGUGACAGAUCACCCCGCACCGUCCUCAUGCGGGGCACCGGGGAUGUCACUGUGCACAAGCGGAAGGGGGCCCGCCUUCAAGAGCUCACCCGCGGGGCUGGUGGGAGUGGGGACAGCAACCGGACAAGGCACAGACCCGGCUAGAAAAAGUGCUGUGAGGGACCGCAGAGCCUGCUGCAGGGACCGGGUGGCGGCUGCUUGUCGGACCAGGGACCGGGACUGUGGGGGCCGGGAGGCGGGGCUGUCCCCUCACGUGUGCUACCUCCUCCCUGCAGCCCUCCCUGGCUCCCUUUGUCCCGUGCGGAGGCCCUUACCCAGGCUCUUUCUUGGCUCCGGGGCCUGACUUCUCCGGUGACACGUGAGGGGAUGUGUCUGCAGUGACACAUGUCCUUUGCAGCCCGUGUGCCUUAUUUCUCUGUGGCCCGGCUGUGAGCUUCCAAAGGGAGUGGGCCGAAGCCGCAGCCUCUUCCCGGGCUGGUACUGGGAGAGAACACACACCAGAAGGCUCAGGGGAGCACGUGGGUUUCUGUAGCUUCUGGGCUUUUCCCCCUCAAAACGGGAACGUGUUUGCUUUUUCCUGAUGUGAGCGUCUCAGACACGAAGGACGGGUUUGCGAGCGGGACGGGCAGCAGGCUCGCGGUCCCCCUGACUUUGCGGCCGCUUCAUGCCGCAAGGACAGAGGUGCGUCGGGGGCUGACGCUGCCCUCGGCCCUGACCAGGGAGCUCUGUGGACCCCCGUGGGCCCUCGGAGGGGCCGUUGCUGUGGUUUGCCGGGCCUCGCACGGCAGGAAGCACGUGGCUCACAACCGUGACUUGUCCCCGAUUCGGCUGCAAUGAUCCGCGUGUGUCGAGUUCUUGCGGGAUGUGGUGGUCACGUGGGUUGGGGGGGCCUGCUCUCAGAGGCCAGAGUGGGAACAUCACCGCGCCCCUCCCGCGGGGUCCCCACAGCUUCCUCCCCCACCCUCUCCGGCUCUCACCAGGGGCCUUAUUCCUCCAGCUUUCUCGUGGGAUUUGGGGCAUCUCACACUGAAAGGUGCCUCGGCGUCACGUCGGGCCCCCGAGCCCUCCACCCUCACAGAAGAACGGGUGGCCGGGGCCCAGGCAGGUGGGGACGCUCUGUUAGGCAGGCCCGCGGGGGGCCCAGGGCCAUCUGAUCCUCUGUGGCGUGCCUGGACCAGUGCAGGUGGACGGCGUGGGGGCCGCGCCCGGGGCCGCGUGCGGCCUCAGCGGCUCUGGCUUGCUGUCCCGCUGGGAUGACGGGGCCGGCGACCAUGAUGCUGACGGAAAACGGGGACUCUAGGACUGAGGCGUGGCACCUGCCAGUCUUGCGGGCAGGCUGGCGUGGGGUCCGGCAGUGGGCCCGAGGGGGCAGUGGCUUCCUCCCCGAGGGCUGGAGUCCAGCGCACCCCCUGGAGGACGAGAGACCCAGGAGGUGCACGGGAAGGGGGCCCGUCCCCGCAGGCCUCGGGCCACAGCUCCCGUGGGCCCGGCGGCCCCUGAGGGUGGCCCCUGUGGGUCCCAGAGCCUGGGGCAGGGUGGGUGCCCUGGUGGGGGAUAGGGUCGGGCCCAAGUGUCCCGGGCCCACUUCUGCCCCUGUGGCCCGUGGGCCGUGCAGGGUGGGCGACGCCCCUGGAAGAUGAAGAGACUGUGCCUCCUCAGGGCGGCUGGGUGGCUCGCUUGGGGUCGUACCUCAAAGCCGGGACUCUCCGGGCGGGGGACGCCGGGGGCUUGGGGCGUGGUGUUGCCGGCCCACCGUGCCUCGUCCGGCGCCCUCGCAGACUGCCUCCUGAUGCUGGCCUACAAGGACAAGUCUGAGCGAACCAAGGGCCUGCGGGAGCGCAGCAGCCUGAUGCUGGAGGACAUCUGCGGCCUGGAGCCCGGCCUGCCCUACGAGGGCCUGGCCCACACGCUGGCCAUCGUCUGCCUGUCCCAGGCCGUCAUGCUGGGCUUCGACAGCCGCGAGGCCAUGUGCGCCUGGGACGCUCGGAUCCGCUACGCGCUCGGUGAGGUGCACAGGUUCCACGUGACGGUGGCUCCAGGCACCAAGCUGGAGAGCGGCCCCGCCACCCUUCACCUCUGCAACGACGUCCUCGUCGUGGCCAGGGACAUCCCUCCGGCUGUCGCGGGGCAGUGGAAGCUGUCUGACCUCCGGCGCUACGGGGCCGUGCCCAGCGGAUUCAUCUUCGAAGGCGGGACCAGGUGUGGGUACUGGGCCGGAGUCUUCUUCCUGUCCUCAGCCGAGGGAGAGCAGAUCAGCUUCCUGUUCGACUGCAUCGUCCGCGGCAUCUCCCCGACCAAGGGCCCCUUUGGGCUGCGGCCGCUUCUCCCAGACCCGAGCCCUGGGGGGACCCCCACCGCGGAGGAGCGAGUGGCCCAGGAGGCCCUGGAGGCCCUGAAGCUGGAGAAGCGGCUCAGCCUCCUCUCCCAUGUGGUCCGGCCGGGGAGCGGAGGGGACGACCGCAGCCUGUCCAGCUCGUCCUCGGAGGCCAGCCACUCGGACGUCAGUGCCGGCAGCCGGCUCACGGCGUGGCCCGAGCAGUCCUCGUCCUCGGCCGGCACGUCGCAGGAGGGCCCGGGGCCGGCGGCCACCCAGGCCCCCGGGGAGGCCGCGCCGGGCGCCUCGAGGCCGCCACCCAAGCCCCUGCGGCCGCGGCAGCUGCAGGAGGUCGGCCGCCAGAGCUCGUCGGACAGCGGCAUCGCCACGGGCAGCCACUCCUCCUACUCGGGCAGCUUCUCGUCCUGCGCGGGCAGCAGCCUGGACGUGUGGCGCGCGGGCGACGAGUUCGGGUCCUCGCUCAGCCUGCCGCCCGCGGCCGGGGUGCCCGACCCCAGCCUGUGCGCCUGCCCGCCGGGGACGGCCGAGUACCAAGUGCCCACUGCCCUGCGGCCACAUUAUGACACGCCACGCAGCCUGUGCCGGGACGCCAGGGACCAGACCGCCACCGCACAAGGCAGCCCCGACGACGGAGGGGCCGGGGACUUGGGUGGCCAGGCGUCCGCGGGGUGUCCCUCCGGCUGGCUGGGCGCGAGGCGGCGGGGACAGGCGGCGGAGGCCCCGGGCAGCGAGGCCCCCGGCGGGGCCUGGGAAGCAGGCAGUCCCCACGCGGGGCUUCCUCCGGCUUUCUUUUCCACUUGUCCCGUCUGUGGAGGACUCAAGGGAGCAGCUGCCCCACCCCCUGGGCUUCUGAUGACACGUUCAGGAGCCGCGGGGCCUGAGAGACCGUGGGGGGAGGUGCCCCCCUACGUGAACAUCCCCGUCAGCCCCUCCUCCAAGACGCAGCUGCACUACAUGGGCCUGGAGCUGCAGGGCGCCGGCGCGGGGGUCCGAGGGGCCGGCGCCUCCCGCUACACACAGAUCGACAUCACGGCCACCGAGGCGGCCCACAGGGCGGGGGCCCAGCACGCACAGACCCGGGAGGAGCGGCUGCCCGAGCUGGAGCAGAGGAGGAAGGGGGCCCCGCGGUGAGGACGGCUCCGCGCAGAGCAGGCCUCCCUCCUGAGGGCGGCGGGCGAGGGCACGGGGGGGCCCGUCAUCUUUGCCGCAUCCCCGGUGGUCUGGGCUCCGUGACGGCGGCCUCCUGGUCGCGACCCCACGCGCUCCCCGCCCCCGCGGUCACUGGCGCCCAGACCCAGCCUCCGUAAGUCACGCCGGAGCUCAGGCAGGUCAGGAAGGGCCAUGCGUCCAGGCGCCAGCUUGCGGCUGGUUACCUGGGCCGGCGCCACGUCUCAGCCGAAGGGGGCCGGGGGAUCGCAGAGCAGUUUCCGUGGCGCUGGGACGCAAACUGCCCCCGUUCCACGGGCGAGGUGGCCACCCGACUGAUGACAGACGUGUCCUCGGAAAACACGUGUCCCCAAGCCCCAGCCAGGCCGGACCAGGCCCCGCCUAUGCCGAGCAUCCUGCCUCCCCCCGGUUGCCCCCCCCCCCCCCCGCUCUGCAGCAGCCUCCAGCUGCGCCCCCUCCUGGGUCACCCCUGUCCCGUGCCGGGUGACGCCACCAACGAGCGCUGGGGGCAGGAGGACUCUUCCACCUUCAGACCUGUCCGGCUGCCCGCGUCGCCCCCACACGUGGUCACCUGACUGCACGGCUUCUUAAGACCCAUUACAGUGAGUCAUGUAAAUAGUUCAAAACUGUUAAUGUUCUAUUUUUAAUACGCACAUUAUUUUCCUGAA
This is a messenger RNA of Herpailurus yagouaroundi (jaguarundi), 8477 nucleotides long. RefSeq names its product docking protein 7 (gene DOK7). NCBI's taxonomy places the organism in Eukaryota, Metazoa, Chordata, Mammalia, Carnivora, Felidae. Gene Ontology annotation, biological process: neuromuscular junction development; positive regulation of protein tyrosine kinase activity. The record is from RefSeq and is a predicted model, not a curated record. Gene Ontology annotation, molecular function: protein kinase binding. The transcript has 8 exons. Bases 5944 to 7773 code for a protein of 609 amino acids.